Bactrocera dorsalis (oriental fruit fly) is the source of this 3756-nucleotide messenger RNA. RefSeq names its product transmembrane protein 134-like. The coding region runs from base 1 to 582 and encodes 193 amino acids. Lineage: Eukaryota; Metazoa; Arthropoda; Insecta; Diptera; Tephritidae. The record is from RefSeq and is a predicted model, not a curated record. The transcript has 2 exons.
AUGCAGGUGUUCGAUGGAAAACAUCCUGUCGAGUCCGGAGUGCAGUGUCCUGCAAGUUUGCACCUUCAUCGUCUGCAUCCAGGUGACCAUAUUGCUGUUCUGCGUUUAUUUGUGAUAUUUGUAUGGAUAUAUAUACCAUUUACACUUAUACUAUAUAUAUACAUAUAUUUGAGUGCUUAUAUUUACUUUACGCUAAUUAAGACCUUCGUGUUUUGUUUACGUUUUUACAGAAACUACACCAAAUACGCAGAGGAUACGACAUCGCGUGACAGCGACUCGCUGAUCCAGGAGUACGGCAACAUACCCACAGAGGAGACAAACACAUACUGUUGGCGGCAUCCGAAGGUGCGCGAAAACUGGCGAACUGUAUUAGCGGCUGUCACCUUGCUGAUUGUCGGCACUGGACUCUUUGUAUUCGGCACAUUCGCUGUCGCAGAUCCGGCGAACACAUCACAGGGUGUGGUGUUCUUUGUUGCCGGCUUAAUCUGCUUCAUACCGGGCGCCUAUCACGUCGUCUACAUUUGGCUGGCAGCCAAGGGAUACAGAGGGUUCGACUUUUACCACCUGCCGUUGUUUACAUAAAACAACGACGAAGCCAACACCGUCAACUACCAAGCUAGAUGGGUAGACAACAAUGACGAUGACGAUGACGACGGCGACGAAGACGACAACAACGACUACGACAUGGGUGAAGGCAUUAAUCAAGACGUUGGCCAUGGCAAUGAUAAAACCGAUAGUAGAAUGGCUUAAUACGCAACGAAGUUGCAUAUGUCUCAUAUAUGUACAUGUACGCGUAUGUUUAUCCAGCAUUCAGAGCUUGACAUUAUCCUUUGCUUACAGCGCUGUUUUGUCGUCUUAGAAAUUUGCGUGUUGUGUGUUGACCGGCGGCAUAGUCGAAAUAUACAAACAUAGCUAAUAUUACGGUAGAAAUAGUCUUCGCCGCGCUUAAAAAGCAGCUGAUUUUUUUGUUACUAACAUCACAACAUCAUCAUUACAUCUUAACUAAUUUGUGGCGCUUGGAGUUUUCAAGGCAAACACACUAAAAAAUCGUAUUGCCUAGCGGUCGCUCACCACCACCAUGCGUACACACGUCAUUUUGUCGUUGUGGAGUUUGACUAAACACACACACAUAUACAUACAUACAUAGUUUACUUCGGCCCGGUGGGCAAAGUGCACGCCAAAUUUAUAUGACUUAGAAGGCUGCGUCUCUAACUCAUCUUAGUAUCUAGUUAAGAUAUACUAAAAAAACGCUUCUGAUAUUACAUAAACGGUAUACUAUAGUAAAACGUAGAAAGCAAUGAAACAAUAAGUGUCACUCUCUUAGUUUUAUUACACGUACGAAAUUCUAAAUUUCACUAUCGCUGGUAAAUAGUUUUCUAUUUAGUUAUGUAUAUUUAGCUGUGUAACUAAGUGUGAAUUUCGAUACUACUUGCGUAAGGACGGCUACAAAUUGCAUAUGGAAAAUGAACUGAACUAAAGUGAAAUACAUUAGAAGUUAGGGGGAACCGACAAGCGAAGUCGGCUGCUGUGAAAGGAGUUGGAGCUCUAGACGGGUGUUCGUGGGCAUGCUGUAGUGACUGAACAAAGAACAAAACCAACAUUUGUCAUAAAUCGAAGCACGUAGCUGGCAUUUAAUACAGUCAACUUAAUAUUUCGCUUAUAAACCUGCGAAAUGUCUACAUAAAAAUAUAAAAAUUAAUAAAUUAAUAGUGUCCAAACGAUUCCCUUGUAACAUUUUCAAAAAAAAGUAAUAAAAAAUUAAAUGUAAAAUAUGCAAAAGUUAACAACAACGCCUGCACGCCACUAAAAAUUAAGAAUUAUAAUAACAACUAAGCGUUUAUGCCAAACUAAAAAGUGCACACACAUUUUUAGGAAAUUUAAGUAACCAAUUUAGCAAUACAAAGAACGGGCCGUUUUGAAAGCAAUGCUGGCAAGAAAUUAAAAUCCUUUUUUAGCAAAACCUUAUUACGUGUGUGCUUAAAAUUACUGAUUAGUACUGAUUUGAAAAAAAAUUUUUGAUUCGUUUGAAAUCGUUUGGCCCCUGAACAAAUCCUAUCACUGACCGAAAGCUAACUAAAACUAGUACACGAAAAUUGUGCAGAGCAUACCAACCCCUGAUCUAUUCACUGUUAAAGUAAACAAAUCGCAAAAAAUUGUUGCGAACACCGGUUCUCCAUAAGGACUGCAAACCCUUGAGUAAUUGGUUCGAUCUCCCCCCACUCUCGGUCUCUGAUGAUGUAACGAAAUUCUGUUUUAACGUCUCAAUUAUUCUAUGUAUCGUCAUCUAAAAUGCAAAAUAACGAAACAUCACUUUUCAUAAGUUUCCAGGCGAAGGAAAAACAAAGUAAUAAUAAACACUCAUUUUUGAACAAAAUUUUAGUUUUGGUUAUAUAUCCGUUAUAUAUCGGUUAUAUUUGCUAUACAUAUGUUAUAUGAUAUAUUAUAUCGUAAGCAAUAAAAAAACUCAACCACUCAUAUUGAAACAAAAUUUGAGUUUCGGUUAUAAAAUGUUUAUAUAUUGGUUAUAAAAUGGUUAUAUCUGCUAUACAUAUGUUAUAUGAUGUAGUAUAUCAUAAACAAUAAAAAACUCAACCACUCAUAUUGAAACAAAAUUUGAGUUUCGGUUAUAAAAUGGUUAUAUAUUGGUUACACAUUGGUUUUUAUUGGUUAUGUCUGACAGCCGACAGUUGACAAUAAAACAAAAUAAAACUCAAUAUCGCCUUUUUUCAUGAUACGUUGUUUUGAAUUUUAGCUGACGAUAUACUCGUAAUUCUUCUGGCUUCUUGAAGCAUCCCAAGUAAUAUCAACCGCAAUAAAAACGCCCGUUCUUCUUUCAAGUCCAUACUUUCGUCAAAUUGAUAAUUAUCUACUCGAAUUUCGAAAUCUCCUUGGUAUGCAAAUGAGUUCAGAGUGUUAUUCAUUGUAAGGUUAUGUUUGGCAGAAUACAUAAUAAUAGAGUGUAUUGUUGCGAGUGCAUGUGUGUGUAUAAUGCGAAGACUUUCUUUUUGUAAUGCAUUUGUAUAAUUUUGAAAAUAUUGAAGAAAUCAAAUAAAAUCAAGAGGAACGACAUACUUAGCUUUUAAGUCAUAAUAUUUAAUUCUAAGUAAUAAUCAAAUAAAACUCGAGCAGGCUUUGUAGCAACCAACUACAUAUGUAUGUAUGUACAUAAGUGUAUGUGCGCUGCAAUAGCAGCAAGCCGUUCAAUCGAAUGUGUUACAUAAGCUUAAGAAUUAAGAAAACCAAAAAAUUUACUUAUAUUUAAAUAUAUUUUUUUAUAAAAUUUUUUCCUUUUUCGUUACGCCCCACAAGUUGAGAAUUUAAUUUUACCAUUUUGUUUUAUUUACAUACAUACACAUACAUACAUACAUGGUGUAAAAACUGCAUUCGCAUGCGAAAUAAAUUGUGGAAAAGUUUAGCUCGCUGCAAAGGCAGUGAAAUGUUUGUAGAAAACGAGAAACUAUGGCGGCAUGCAAAAUUUGCGAAUUUUAAAACCAAAUUUGCUUAUUAUUGUGUCGAGCACAGUACACUUGCGAUAUUUACUUUUAAAUUAUUAAUUACUAAUUAUCAUUAGCCUAGUAUUUAGGUAAUCGAUCAAUGUCCCUCCACUAUUUCUGGCAAAUACUUUUUUUAUUUCGUUUAAAAUUUUUAUAUCGAUUUAUAUAUACAUACAUAUAUAUAUAAUGCAUAAUGUACACUUUUAAUGCAGGCAAUAAGCGAUAAUAAAUAUCUCGAUUCUUAUUUAAAGUAAAAUGAAAA